Glarea lozoyensis ATCC 20868 is the source of this 729-nucleotide messenger RNA. RefSeq lists its product as uncharacterized. Gene Ontology annotation, biological process: protein import into mitochondrial matrix. The record is from RefSeq and is a predicted model, not a curated record. Gene Ontology annotation, cellular component: PAM complex, Tim23 associated import motor. The transcript has 2 exons. The coding region runs from base 1 to 729 and encodes 242 amino acids. Lineage: Eukaryota; Fungi; Ascomycota; Leotiomycetes; Helotiales; Helotiaceae.
AUGCUGUGCUCACCUCCCACUCUACGCAUCGCAGCAAUUGGCUGCCGCAUGCAACCUACACUUCUCGCGCCCAAUGCCUACCAUACCAGCUCUCCCACCCCUCUUCGAGCACAAGACAAUCCAUCCACCAAAACAUCCAGACGAGCACCCAUCGCGAAACGACACAUCUCAUUCAAAAAGCCCAGUCUAACACUUCCUACCCUCCGUCACGCAUCUACAACUACCAACCCAUCAACCAGCACAUCCACAACCCAAGAAGCGCAUCCAGACCCCGAACAUCUAACCUGGAACACCUUCUUCAAACUCCGCAAAACCCGUAGAUGGUACCAACUCGGCUCCUCCGUUGGCUCAGGCAUAAACGGGUUCAUCAUCGGCGCCGAAGUGCUCACGCGGACCGACACCGAUAAACUAGUGUCGCAAUUCCCCAUCGACCCGUUUAUCUCAUUAGGACUGAUAACGUUUGCAUGUGGAGGCCUAGGAUGGCUAGCUGGGCCGGUGGUCGGGAACGCGAUGUUUAAUUGGCGGAAUAAGAAGUUUAGAGGGCAGAUGGAGGAGAAGGAGAAGGAGUUUUAUAGGAGGAUUAAGAGGUAUAGGGUUGAUCCCAGUGCGAGUUCGAUGGCGAAUCCGGUGCCUGAUUAUUAUGGAGAGAAAAUUGCUAGUGUAGCGGGCUACAGACAAUGGUUAAAAGACCAGCGAGCGUUCAAUAAGAAGAGACAGACAUAUGUGUAG